CUUUGACGUUAUGCUCAUAUUCAUGUAUAGUACAAUUACCAAACACAUCUACCUACCCUGCCACCAUCUAUGUACUUGGUUUGUACAGCCGUAGAGACCUACGAUAACAACGAUGACAUACUAACCUCCCGACUCGACGAUCCCCAUCUACCAUAUCCACACACAAACUCGUUGAUAUGUAUAACUGCUUCCCUUCUCUGCGUGUCUUUCUGUCUUCCUGAUUCUCUUACAAAACAGAAGAUAUGCCCUCCGUCCUCCUGGAAGCUACCUAUGUCGUUGAAUGACAAAUACAAGCAAGGACGCUUUCGUGGUGUUGUACAUGAUAAUCAUCGCUUUGACUGAAUCAACUCAAGUCCAUCAAUUCAACUUACGCCCCUUUUUCAUGUUUGUUUUCGACACAAACGUUCCACAGAUCAACGACAACAACAGCACCACAGCGGAGAACCACACCAACAAUGAAAUCAACGCAAGGGAAAAAGACAAAGAAAAGAAAACGGAAAAAAAAAAAAACCAGCGAGCAAGACAAGACACAACACGCAAAACAUUCAAAGGCCGCUCACCCCUUUGGCUUCCUUUUUGAUAAUUCGUUGUACUUUUUUUACUUGCAAUUCUUCGCUGCUGCCUUUCUCUCUCUCUCUUUUCAUUUCUCACUGCUUCAAGAAGAACCAGCCAAGUUUUGAAAUGCUACCACCCAGUCACACCCCUAGUGGUUCGCUUUCACUCUUGGUUAUUUUGCCCUCCGCCAUGCCCUCCACAACGCCCUCCUCGUCUCCUUACUCGGGUCACGUCUCCACUUUCUUUCUUUCUCUCUCUUCCUGGGUCUUUGGCUGUCACUUUGCUCUCCCUCAAACCUCCCAAUCUUGAACCUCGGCCCGCGUCGUCCCAGC
Messenger RNA from Neurospora hispaniola, 887 nucleotides. RefSeq lists its product as uncharacterized. The coding region runs from base 281 to 580 and encodes 99 amino acids. Lineage: Eukaryota; Fungi; Ascomycota; Sordariomycetes; Sordariales; Sordariaceae. The record is from RefSeq and is a predicted model, not a curated record. The transcript has a single exon.